Molecule: messenger RNA, 1907 nt
Organism: Scheffersomyces amazonensis
Lineage: Eukaryota; Fungi; Ascomycota; Pichiomycetes; Serinales; Debaryomycetaceae
Exons: 1
Coding region: 226-1476 (416 amino acids)
Source: RefSeq, a predicted model, not a curated record
UUGGCGGCUGCCUGAUUGAAAGAAAGUGAGGUUCGGUUUUCAGCCGAUGUUGCAAAAAAGAUUUAGAGCGGAAAUUUAACACAUGAAAAAUUUCAUGUGGGGUACAAUUUAAUUUAGAGUUGAAGCUGAAGCAACAACACCCACUUUGCUACAUGUAUAUAUUGAACUCUUAGAGUACUAAGUACAAGAUACAGUUAUAAGUCUGUUACCUAAGAUAUAAAGAGAAUGACAGACAGAAAGAGCCUUCUUGCUAAGGAAAUAGAUCCAUUCCUCAAACUGCUUACGGAAAAACAGACCGGUGCAAAGACUCCACCUAUAAAUGGUUUAGUUGCUGGUGUUACUACUGAUAAAGAAACCAUAUAUCUUAAUGGAUUCGGAACUAGAAAUUUAGAGACAGGAGUUCCAAUACAGCCAGAUGAUAUAGUGAGUUUCUUUUCAUGUUCAAAAUCUAUUACUUCUAUGGCAUUCUUAAAAUUAUGGGAAGAAGGUAAAAUUGAUCUUGAUGAGCCAGUUAAGAAACAUUUACCAUUAAUUGGAACUAUUGGAUUAAUUGAACCUGAUCUGGUGGAUGAUGAAGAUGGAUCCUUUACAAUUCCUCCUAAACCUCCAGUGAAUGAAAUUACUGCAAGACAAUUAUUAACUCAUACAGCUGGUUUCUCGUAUGCAUUUCUUAAUUAUGAUUAUUUCAAAUUAGCUACCAAGAAAGAUCUUCAUAUUAAUGCUAUUUAUCCUACUUUAGAAUAUUUUUCAACUCAUAAGAUACCAUUAGUUCAUGAACCAGGAACUGCGUGGAUGUAUGGUCAUAAUAUUGAUUGGUUAGGUUUAAUUAUUCAAGAAGUUACAGGCAAGAAGUUAGGAGAAUAUAUUGAUGAAGUUAUAUUUAAACCAAUUGGAAUGACAUCAUGUACUUUUCAUAUUCAUGAUGAUUCAAAUAUGAUUAAACUGCAUAUUCGUAAAUCAGAUAAGAGCCUUAAGUUAUUGACUAAAUUAGGAGUAACUUUAGAUCCUGAAAUUGAUAUGGGAGGUCAGGGAAUCUUUGGAAAUGUGGGAGAUUAUUUAAAGUUCAUGAGAGUUUGGCUCAAUUAUGGGAUAUCUCCUGAUACUGGUAAUCGAAUUUUAAAGGAAGAAACAGUAAAAUUUGCCAUUAAAAAUCAUUUACCAACAGAUAUAGAAAUGGAAUUUCCAUCAUUAUCUACUAAAAUGUUUAAUGAUGAUGAAAUUCAAAGAAUUACACCCGAUGGAUAUUCUUUAAGUGGUAAUGCAUACAGUAGUAAUGAUUUACCUACUGGUAGAAAAAAGGGAUCAAUUUAUUGGAGUGGUAUGGCUAAUUUAUUCUUUUGGAUUGAUUUUAAAACAAAAUUAGCUGGAUUCUAUGCUUGUCAAGUAUUCCCAUUUUUAGAUCCGACAUGUUAUAAUAAUUACAUUAAAUUUGAAACUUUGGUCUAUAAACUUGAAAAGAAUUCAUUAAAGUUAUGAACCCCUCUAAUAUAUAUAAUUAAGUACUUGACUUUUAGACUAAUUUUAGAUCACGUUUAUGUGCCGAACAGGUGCUUCGUUUAUCCAAACCUUUAUUACAUUUCUCCAAAUUCGAUUUCUUCAAUUGGCACAUUGAAAGCCUUACUAAGUGUAAUUUAAUUGAUAUGAAUAUAUUUGUUAAUUACUAUGAAAAUAAAAAUUGUGGUAUGAAUAUAUUUUAAUCGGUAUGAAUUCCGGUCCGAGAUAUAAUCUUAAAGAUAAUAAUUUCUAUAAGUAGUGUAAGAUUAGCGAGUAGUCAUUUUACUACUGUGGUAUGGAUCCACACGACUUUUAUUAAGAAAGGUUUUUUAUGACUUUUUUGUUUGUUUUGUUAAGACAGACUCCCCUAAAAGAAUGCGCAGUAAUCGUUUAAAUUUAGAUUAUGUGGAAGA